Molecule: messenger RNA, 327 nt
Organism: Aspergillus alliaceus
Lineage: Eukaryota; Fungi; Ascomycota; Eurotiomycetes; Eurotiales; Aspergillaceae
Exons: 2
Coding region: 1-327 (108 amino acids)
Cellular component (GO): mitochondrial inner membrane peptidase complex
Source: RefSeq, a predicted model, not a curated record
AUGGCCCCCCUGGUCCCCAUCUUCUCCGCCGAAGCCCUCCCCGACCACGUCAGCAUCGUGCGCAAAAACUUCCAAGAGCGACGUCGCAAGGGCGGUCCCGUCGAGCUGGAGAAGUGCAAGCUACUCGAAAUGGUGCAAUACUCGUGUAAUCCGCCACAGGAUGGGAUUCCUGCCCCCGGAGUGGUGGUCUGCAAGCCGGUGGUGCGACUGUUCAGACGGUGUGCCAACGGGUUGACGAUCGAGACGACAGCGUGGGAGCCCAUCCGUCUAGAGGAGGAGGCGAAGCGCAAGGCUGUCAAGAGCAGCUCGAAAGUGGAAGACAAAUGA